AUGCCAUUCUUUGAUGUGGUUCCAGCACAGGUCGAGAAGGAGAACUCGCUGCGCCUGCGAGGACUCAACCAGGUCGGCUCCGCAGAGUUGCCGUACGGACUCUCGCAAGGCCAUGCCCGGAAGAAAAUCACCAAUCAUGAAGAGAGGCUGAAGAGAAAGGAAGGCUACGAAGGUCGCUGCCCCGCUGAGAGCAACGACCGUGGCAUGAAGCAUUGCUCGAAAGGGCUGCAGAGGGUGUCAGGCCGCAGUGUGAAGGACAAGACCGCCACGAGCCAGCGUGAAGCGGAGACUGAGACGCCCCAGAAGCGAGUCAGGGCCCAGUCGAGCGGCGUUGAGAUGUCACCUGCCGCACCACCCGACGGGGAGCUCGUGGAAUGGGACUCGCUCCAGCCGAUUCGAAAGAGUGAUGAUGAAGAGGAGGUGCUGCCAAAGCAGAAGAGUAAAGAGUUCGACAAGGGCGAGAAGAACGAGAAGAACCCGCCGAAGCCGAAAAAGGGCCGAAGGGAUGUGCAGAAGGUCGACGUGAAGAAGCUCCUUGAGGGAACCGAGGCGGAGUCAGCGAAGUCCGUGAUGGAGAGCGAAGCGCCCAGCUCAUCGGCAGCGCAGCCUGCGCAGCCCAUCGACGCAGUCCCCGUGCCAGGCUCCGCAGUCUACAACGAGGCCGUCCAGAACCUGCUCAAUGUCUUGGGUUCCGGUGGCGUAACAAAGGAGCAGGUCGAGUAUAGCUUGUCGCGCAACAUCGAGCAAGGCAUGGACUUGACGCAAGCGGCGGACCGCGCUUACACGGACCUUGUGUGUGAAGGGCCGUCUGGACAGCCCAACGACGCUGAGGCGGAUGCCGCAGUCGAAGAGGGCUCUGAGGAGGAGGAAGAGGAGCAGCUGCCCCCGAUCGACCUCCCAGAUCUGAUCCCACAAGAAAGGCGACCGCCAAUCCCGGCAACACCCCGAGGCUGGCAGGCCUGUUGGUCCACCGAGCACUCGACCUUCUACUACUACAAUGAAGAGCGGAAGCAUUCGCAGUGGGAGUGGCCGCUGGAGGGAGUUCCGGCUGACAUGACCGACGCUCUGCUGGAGAGAUUAGUCACAGAGAUCAAGAGUGCAGCUGGCUGCACAGAAUACAAGGCCAAAGUCGCGCUCAUGGAGACUGGCUUCUCGCACCCCGCCGCAUGUACGCUCCUCUACGAGGAGCAGAAAAUGAUGGAGCAGGAGGCCGACGAGCGCUUCCAGGAGCUCAAGCUAGGCUUGAAGCAAAUGCAUAGACAACAGGCGAGCGUGGAGAACUUCCUGGAAGACUUGGAGUACGUUUGCUGCGAAAGCUUCGUCUGCCACGAGGAGGACGUCUGCUUGAGGGUGGUGAAGGGGGAGCGCUUGAAGCUCUACUACCAGGACCCACUGGAGGCAGACUACCUGAAGCAUGCCGGCGAAGGCUGGGCCUACGUCGGCUUCAAAGACAAUGAGAAUACUCACGGAUGGAUACCCCAGGAGUGCAUGCAGGUGGCGGUGAGGCCGCCAAAGAAAAGGGUGCAGUGGCAGAGAUACAAAGUGAGAGAGAGCUGGGCGGCGCAGAAGCGACACGACAUCGACGGGUUUCUCCGUGUGGAGAAGGGGGACGAAAUCGAAAUGCUGGAGAACUUGGAAGCAGGCGCCUGUUCUUGGGUGUAUUGCUUCGAAGUCGAGAGCGGCCUGGCGGGCGAGAUCCCGGAGCAUUGCCUGGAGUGA
This is a messenger RNA of Symbiodinium sp. CCMP2592, 1719 nucleotides long. The record is from the annotation of a GenBank genome assembly. Lineage: Eukaryota; Dinophyceae; Suessiales; Symbiodiniaceae.